AUGCCCGAGAGCUUGAGGCUUGCGACUGGAAAAACCUUUCUGCAGUGGUCUCUCAGCGAUGGCGAUCCUGCUGAGGUCCUCGACUCGCUAUAUGUGGGUGCUUUCUUCGGCCAAGAGGCCUCGAACGGAAUCCCAGGAGGUCGGAAGUCUGUGGCGUGUAACAGUGCCCUCGAGUCGUUCUCCUCCUUCUUUGGCCGUCGAAAGGUUUCUCCAGGCUCAUCAAAUGAGCAGCAGCCGACACCGCAACAAAACCAGAAGCAUGCAAGGAUUGACUUAUACCGGCUAAUGGGCAUUGCACCUGAGUCGUCCGGUUCGGCCAUUGCUGUUCGAGCCAAGGAGCUGCAGCAGCGACUGCGGCAGCUUUCUAGCGGAGAUUCGGUUCCCCCAGAUCCCCUCCUUUCAUCUCUUUUACGUGAUACCGUGACAGUGUUGCAGGAUGCACAGCAGCGCGCUGCUUAUUCCAGAGACAACGUCUUGCCCGCCUCUCUAUCGGCUUUGCUAGACCAACUCCCGGACAGUUCAGUUGCGCAUACUCGCUCCAACGAUGAGAAAAAACAGAACACUUCGGAAUCGAAGGCCACGUCUGACGACGCCACAGCUGAGGCUGUACCGCGACGACCAUUGGAGUUGUUCUCAGAGCUCUUCGGGGAUGGCCUCCUCGGCGGCAGCUCUUUGCUCACAAGAGCUAAAGCCCGUCGGAUUGAGCAAACUCCGAAGCAGGGGUCUGAUGUGGAGGCUCAAGUCACCUUGGGAUUUGUUGCAGCUGCCCUGGAGGGGGCCCCGUCGAUUCCCAUCACAGUCAACCGGCUAGAGGCAUGCGAAGCAUGCACAGGCACGGGAGGCACAGGCCGCAGAAAGCCCGCUCCUUGCAAAGCAUGCGAUGGCAGGGGGAUGAAGACGGAGGGCUUCUUUCCUCAGACAAGACGCUCUUCCUACGGCGUUGUCUCCACCUCCAUCAGCUGUCCAGCUUGCGGAGGAAUAGGCCACCAUCCCCCUCCUCGAUGUGGCAACUGUGGGGGCCACGGGAGACAGCCGUGCAAAACCACCCUGCAGGUUGGCAUUCCGGCUGGAGUUGCCGACGGUGCGCUGUUGCGCGUUGAAGGCCAGGGAAGUGCAGGAGAGAACGGAGGGCCACGUGGAGAUUUGUACAUAACUGUGCGCGUCGAGCAACAUAGCCACUUCACCAGAAAGGGGGCGGAUGUGCACAGCGAGGAAUCAAUCGGCAUUGCUGAUGCUGCGCUAGGAUCCAAAAUCAUGGUGAAAACGAUCGACGGAGAGGCGGAACUAACGAUCCCGCCUAACUGGCAGCCGUCUCAGAAGCUUAUUCUGAAGGGAAGAGGCGCUAAGGUUCCUGGGAACCCUCACGGAAUUCGUGGGGAUCAUGUAGUAACAUUAAGAGUAUCCCUACCAGAAAAGAUUACUCCUGAAGAAAGCCAACUAUUAAAGCAGCUAAGAGAGGCACGGAAAAAGCCUGGAACGUGA
This is a messenger RNA of Cyclospora cayetanensis, 1482 nucleotides long. RefSeq names its product chaperone protein DnaJ. The record is from RefSeq and is a predicted model, not a curated record. Lineage: Eukaryota; Apicomplexa; Conoidasida; Eucoccidiorida; Eimeriidae. The transcript has 7 exons. Gene Ontology annotation, biological process: protein refolding. Gene Ontology annotation, molecular function: heat shock protein binding. Bases 1 to 1482 code for a protein of 493 amino acids. Gene Ontology annotation, cellular component: cytoplasm.